UUUCGCAAGCAGCGUUGUAGUUGUUGCUGCACCGCUGCUUACUAUCUGCUGCUACUUGCAAUACUUCAAAGUUGCUGAGUGCGAGCGCGUUCCUUUGCGGACGAGUGACGAGCAUGUAUGUGUUUAUCUGCCUAUCGGUGUGUCGUCGGCAGCGGCUAUUAUUUACCCCCGCCAAGUGUAGUUGGCGUUGUGAUUGACAAGCCCAGUGUGUGUUUGCCUUCGAAACGCGUACAACGUGUGCUGUGUAGAGAACGAAAUAUAAUAAGCGUAAUUUCCAAUUCAUUUUUCCCAAACAAAAAAUCGCAACAAUAACAAAACGAAAAUUCUACUCUACUGUUCGACCUUCUACAACGGUAACGCGUAACGCGAUUGUAACGGAAAAUAAGUACUAUAAUUGGAAAUAUACUGCAUAACGCGUAAAGUAUUAUUUAUUUUAUUAAAUCAAAUGAAAACAAAGAUAAUCUAAUAAUAGUAAAAUAAAAAAAAGACUUCAUGCUACGCGGUGCAUGCAAAAUAUUUGGUAUAUAUUCAGCAGAAGAAAAUUUAUUACUGUAGCUGUUGCGCGCCUUUAACGAACAGAAAAAUAAGAACGCCGAACAUUGCACGCUUCUGCAUUGCCGUCGCUAGUGGAGCGAUUAGAAUGCAUUAGCAGGACUAUUGCGAAUUGGGCAGGAUUCUGAGGCGGCGAGCGUUGAAACGCACAGGCAGGCGUUGGACAGAGAGUAGUCAGCCAGUUCGUCAGCCGCAAUCAGUUAGUCGGCGUGUAGGUGCGUUCUGCGAAGUGCGCGUGCAUUUGGUGUUUUCUUCAGCUAAUAUUCAAGAGUGCAGCAGCAGGUCGCGCGAGUCAAGCAGUCAGGCAGAUAACUCAGCCGUAGAACACAAAUCAUUUGCAAGUUGCUGCUGCCACUCUACGCGCAAAUGAAACAACAAACGCAAAUUAGAUAGUAAACAAACAAAAAUCAAGUAACAAAAAUUUAAAACAGUCUGCCGUGAAUGUGGCGCGUAAAAACAACAACAAUUUGUUUUUGAUUAAUUGCGGUUCAACUCGCCACGCGUAGAUUCUGCAAAAAAAAAAAUAAAAUAAAAUAAAAACUAGUAUUCAAAUGAAAUAAUACAAAAACAGCCAGAACAGCUUAAGGUGUAUUUGGAUUUUUUAUUUUGUGUGACGCCUUUUGUUUUAAAAAAAUAUAUACUUUUUUUUAAUAUCCUUAUACAUACUGCAAAUUCAUCCAACAGUUGCAGUAGCAGGAAUUUUUUACACAAAGUUUUUCCUGAACAAUUUUUCGUUUUUGCUUGAUGUGAAGCCAAAAGUUUGUGUGCACUACGAAAACUGUAAGCGCCUGCAGCACUGCGAACCUCCUUUGUCGUGUCAGUUAGUGAAACGCGUCGGUAAUUAGCGUGAAACACGGUUGUCGUCCUAAUCGUCGAAAAAAUCGCGCAAAAGAACUGACGUUUGAUUCGGUGAGGCGAAAAAGUUGUGCAAAAGUUCGUGACAAAUUUCCACUUUAAAAUUUAUGUUUAGCAAUUGUAUGUGUUUUGUAGCAAAGCAGAAGUAAUCAUUUUAUACAAAAAUAAGAAGUAGUCCAAAAGUCAAAGGAAAAGCGAAAGCGUAAGGAAUAGAGAAGAGUAAGCGAAAAUUCCUUUGAAGUAGAUGUCGUAGCGGAAAGCGAGUGAACGUCGAUGAAGCUGUGAUAUUUGUGAGCAUAUACACGCUAACAACAACAACUACUACUAAAACAAGACGAAGAAACAAAACCUCUGAAAUCCAAUUGGAAAUUUUCGCAAGCAAGCAACAACAAGACAAAGAGGCGUUCAAGAAAUUUUACCUACAAAACAAAGCAACUUAACUUUUCCACGGCAACUUUGUAUACGAGCAACUACAACAAGAACAACGACGAGUAUAACAAGCAAAGCAUUGGCGGUACUGGCGGCAAGAAAUACUGUGAACAACAACUACAAUAAGCAGCUAAUAAUAAGAUAUUUAUGACAGCUGCAACAGUACUACAUAUACACAAAAACAAAAUAAUAGCAACAACAAGAACAAAAGCAGACGUCAGAACGCAACGGACAGUUGCGAGGAAGCCAAAUGCCAAGUCGCUGAAACAAACCAACCAAUCCCGAAGCAAUCAAGUAUACUAAAACACAAAAUUAUAUACGAGCCCUUAGCGCUAAACAAACAAAUAAAACAAAUAAAAAGAAAUAUAAAAAUUAAAAUUACAAUAAAAAAUUAUUAUAAAUUUAUAAAGUACACAAAAUUAUUCCACAACUACAUAUACAAACAAGCAUUGUAUACGAUUUUAAAAAUUAAAUAACUAUAAAGUACACUUUAAGAACAAGAAAAAAGGAUUAAGUUAGAGAAAAGCAGCAACAAUUACACAACAAUCAACUGCAAUACAAAUAUAAACAGCGGAAAGUAUAUUUAACAAAUAUUUUACUUGCAACAAUUACUAUUCGUUUCGUCGCGUUUUACCGUCGCGUGUGUCGCUUAACAAAGUAACCAAAAAUAAAAACACAAAAAUAAAUCUAAUAUCUCAUCAUUCUUUCCAACCACAAAAAUAUUGCAAACAAAUGUGCCUGUUGUGUUGAAGUAAAAAAAAAGAAGCAAAGUGAACAAAACUGAAGAAGAAAAAUUGUCUAGAAAUUCAUGCAUACAUAGUUGCUGCUACAUGAAUACAUGCAACUAAGGAGACGUAUGAAAACUGCAGUGAAGUGUUCCUAAAAUUACAAAAACAAAUAAGAAAAAAAUUAAAAAAUACUAUAGAUAAGGAGCGUACAGUGGACUUGCGAGCCAGCCACACAGCAAAGCCCGCACCCACCAAACUCAACACCUCACAGGGAAACCCACAAGUCGGCAAACGUUGCACAGCGUGUGCUGCUUGCAAAAGUGGCACAGGUCGGGCUGGACAUCGCUCCCAGAGCAUUAAUGGCUCAACCUAGGUAUGACGAUGGCCUGCAUGGCUAUGGUAUGGACUCGGGUGCUGCAGCAGCUGCCAUGUACGAUCCACAUGUCGGACAUCGGCCGCCCGGAUUACAAGGCCUCCCCACGCAUCAUUCACCGCACAUGACACACGCUGCUGCGGCGGCGGCAACAGUUGGCAUGCAUGGCUACCACACUGGCGCUGGUGGCCAUGGUACACCUAGUCAUGUAUCACCGGUUGCUAAUCACUUGAUGGGCGCAAUACCCGAAGUGCAUAAACGUGAUAAGGAUGCGAUCUAUGAACAUCCACUAUUCCCGCUCUUGGCGCUAAUAUUUGAAAAAUGUGAGCUGGCCACAUGUACGCCCCGAGAACCCGGCGUGCAAGGUGGUGAUGUCUGUUCGUCAGAAUCAUUCAAUGAAGAUAUAGCAAUGUUCAGCAAACAGAUACGAUCACAGAAACCCUACUACACAGCGGAUCCCGAAGUCGACUCACUGAUGGUGCAAGCAAUACAAGUACUUCGGUUUCACCUUUUAGAGUUAGAAAAAGUGCAUGAAUUAUGCGACAAUUUCUGUCAUCGAUACAUCUCAUGUUUAAAGGGUAAAAUGCCAAUAGAUUUAGUGAUUGACGAACGGGACACCACCAAACCACCAGAAGUAGGUUCAGCUAAUGGUGAAGGAAGAAGUAAUGCCGAUUCGACAUCGCACACCGAUGGAGCUAGUACACCAGACGUUGUGAGUACCCCCUUCGCGGGAGCACAUGGUCCUAUAUUGGCGAGCUACAAUGCGGUGGUGCACCCAUGUUCGUAGUACGAUAACGACCUUCUUGCAAAAACGAAGCGGGUGCUCACAAUGCCCUGGGAUUAAAUUAAAUUAAAAAAAAACAUGAUAAUAAUAACUAUAAAAAGUAAAGUAAAAUAAAAAAAAACUUAAAAAGAUCCGUACUAAUAAAAUUUAAAUGAAAACGAAUAAUGCCAAAAAAAAUUGCAAAACUUCGAAAAAGCAUAAAAACAAAUUCAAGAAAGUCAGAAAUAAGGAGAAAAACAUGGCCACAAGCAAAAUUGUAAACUAAUAACUCAAGAACUUAUUAAACAAAAAACCAAUAGUAAAGAAACCCACACCGCAAUAACAACAACAACAAACAAAUUCAUAAGGCGUUACGCACACGUAUAGUAAAACAAAGAAAAAUGGAAAUGGGCAGCCAAAAAAUAUAAAAUUGAAACGCUCAAAAGCAUGAAAAGCUCAAACAAAAAUUUAUCUAAACAAACGAAUGCACAAACGAACGAACGCAUGCACAAACUAGCCGCCAAACGCCACAGCAACAGCAACAACAGCAACUGAGCAACAUUGCCGCAGCAACAUUCUUCCACUGGUGGAUAAAUGUCCCAGCAGCUAAAUAAUAAAAAAUGGUUUUGUUUCUAUUUCUGUUUUGACAACUGGCAGGAAUGAGUAGCAAUUUGAAAAGAGAAAAUUGCGGCAUUGCCAAGCGCAAAAUUUAUAUGUACAUACAUAAAUCAGCAAUAAACAAAAUAAUUGCAACAAAAAUAUGCAACUAUGCAAUGUAAAUAAUAGUAAACAUAUAAAAUAUGUAAUUUUGAAAGCUGUUAGUUGCAAAUUAAAAUCAAAUCGUUUGCUGCUGUUGCUGACGCCGUCGCAGUGGCAAACACAGACGCAGUUGUCGCCGUCGACGCCUCCGUUGCCAUACCAUCACUGCCAUUGCCAUUUUUUAUUGUCACUAUACGUGGGUGCAACAUCGCCAGAUCAACACCAACAAAUGAAAACAAAGAAAAACAACAGCAACGCAAAGCACUUUGCGCAAAACACCAACAACAAUUGCCAAAUAGAAAAGCAAACUAAAAUAGAAAAAUCAAAACAAAACCAAAUACAG
Molecule: messenger RNA, 4802 nt
Organism: Anastrepha obliqua
Lineage: Eukaryota; Metazoa; Arthropoda; Insecta; Diptera; Tephritidae
Product: homeobox protein homothorax-like
Exons: 6
Coding region: 2924-3724 (266 amino acids)
Source: RefSeq, a predicted model, not a curated record